AUGGACGUGAGGCCCCGAACCCUCGCGCUCUUCGUGCUUGCUUCCUUCGCCUUCGUUUCGGUCGCCUUCGUGGUGUAUACUGGUGGGUGGUGGGAGGAGGCGGAAGGGGAGGGCGCGGCGACGCUGCGAAAGGUCAUGCGCUCCGUAACCCCGCUGUCAGCGCCCAGGAUGAUGGAUCUGCCUCAGAACCCUCUGUCUCUAAUUGCGGGACUGAUGUGGAUUGGCUUGAAAAAUGGACAAUAUUUUCUUAUGCAUGUUUGCCAAGAUUCUGAUGAGCUGAGCACAUUUGGGUGGACAGCUCACAAUGGUAAGGAUUAUGGACGUCAAGUGCUGGUUGAUCAUGGCCUAUUCUUGACUACUAGUUUUCUGAAAGAGAAAGGAGAGAACAGUGGUUAUGGUGGAGACUGGGCAGUUCGAUUGGAUGCUAACAAGGAUGGAAAGAAUGACAGGUCUGAAUUGUUUUCUUCGUUGCCUGAUCCCAGCUCAGUAGGAUAUCACCUGUGA
This is a messenger RNA of Miscanthus lutarioriparius, 504 nucleotides long. The record is from the annotation of a GenBank genome assembly. Lineage: Eukaryota; Viridiplantae; Streptophyta; Magnoliopsida; Poales; Poaceae.